AUGAAGCUAAUUUUAUCAUUAAUAUUAUUUUUGGUGCAGAUUUCUUACAUUAAGAUUGGAUAUGGUUUGAAUGUCGAAAAUUCACUACAAAUUCAAAAAAAGUUCAAUCAUUCAAAUACUUCGACUAAAGAUUCAUUGAAGUCGAUGGAAUCUCCAUCGUCAAGCAUAAGUAUACCCAUAGACGGAAAUAAUACAGAUAGUAGCAUACUAAAUGCAUUAGCGGCAGUUUUGCCACUAAAGUCAACUUCAACUUCUGGUUCUCUAAGUGAAAAAAAAGAUGAGAGAGCAUCCGAUCUGUCUUAUUUCGAGCCCAAAGUACUUUAUACAACGAUUCCCGUGAUCGUUGUAUGUAUGGUUGGUAUUGCAGUAAUGGCGGAGUUAUUUGGCGAUGGGUUCGAAUCCGGAAAGAGAAGAUUGUCAAUGAUACCAGAUUCUGUUAAAAGAAGGGGAAGAGCAUCAAUCUAG
Molecule: messenger RNA, 465 nt
Organism: Cryptosporidium ubiquitum
Lineage: Eukaryota; Apicomplexa; Conoidasida; Eucoccidiorida; Cryptosporidiidae
Exons: 2
Coding region: 1-465 (154 amino acids)
Source: RefSeq, a predicted model, not a curated record